CCCGCCCCCCCCCCCUCCCGUCCCCUUCGCGCCGCCCUUCCCGAUGUUUUCUCGUGUCCUCCUGCGCGGCCCGCUGGCCGGUCGCCCGGUCGGCCCGCUCCGGACCUUUGCCUCUGCGGCGGCCGCCACGGCCGCCACGGCCGCCGGCCAGGACAAGCCGGCCAUUGUGGUGAGCGCAAUCCCCGGGCGCAUGGACAUCGUCCAGCUGCUGGUCCCGACCGCCAGCCUCCCGGGCCAGGCCAACUCCGUCAGCAUGUUUGUGCCGCUCGAUUUGCCGGUGGCCAGUCUCCUGGCCGACCUGGCGUCCGAGCUUCGGGUUCCCCAGUCCCAGGUCGCCCUGCCCACCGGGGCCACCUUUGUGCGGCAGCUCCUCCAGCCGGCCGGGACAGGCCUGCCUCAGGUGAAGGUCGGCCCUGCCUCCCUGGCCCUCAAUACUGCCCCUUUUUUGACCUGGGUCAGCGAGAGCCACCAGGCCAACACCGAGAAGCUUCGCGAGCUGGCCCCCGUGCUGGAGGCCACCAACCGCGCGGCCAAGAAGGCCCGCUCCAAGCGCAAGACCAACGAGGUCCUCUUCCUCGGUGCAUUCGUCGGGCACCUCGGGGCUGCGGCCUGGCUCACGUAUGGCCCCCUGGGCUGGGACAUGGUCGAGCCGAUGACCUACCUUUCGGGGCUGGCCGUGUCCGGGGCCAUGCUGACAUGGUUUGUGGUCACCGGCCGCGAGGGGUCUCCUAUGGAGGAGUUUUCGCUGAUCGAGCGCCGCAACCUGGAAGCCCGGCUGCGCAAGGCCCUGACCGCCGAGCCCCAUCUGGCCCCGGUCGUCGAGCGGUAUGGGCUCUUCGCCCAGGCCGAGGGCAGCACCCGCGACGCGGUGAACGCCCUGGUCGCCGACAUCGAGCGUGAGCUGGCCUUCAGCCGGUCGUUCCUGCCGGCCUCCGGCGACCACCACGACGGCGACAAGGCGGCCCUCGAAAAGUGAUUCGCCCCUCUUGGCCACUCCCAUGCGCACCUCCCACCUGGCCCCAGGCAAGUGCAUGCGUGCCCAGUUUGCGCCGACAGCUCUCUCCUCCCCCCCCCCCUGGUGGAUCGGGGUCGCAGGCCAACAAAUGGACCACUGUACUCGGCAGUAUUUCCCCCCCUGCCCCCCUCCGUCUGGGCCUCUUCUUGUGUUCCUUUUUUUUUUUGGCCUCCUCCAAGCCAAGAUGCGU
Molecule: messenger RNA, 1205 nt
Organism: Fonticula alba
Lineage: Eukaryota; Rotosphaerida; Fonticulaceae
Exons: 4
Coding region: 44-976 (310 amino acids)
Source: RefSeq, a predicted model, not a curated record